AAAAGAAAAAGUUUUGAGAAAUUCAGACUCAAAAGUUUGAGAUAGAAAAGGAAGAAAGAGAGAGUUGUCAGCUUGGCGUCGGCGUUUGCUUCUCUGUCAUUCUCUUUUUUUUUUUUUUUUGCUUUUGUUCUUUUGCUUCGCCUUGAAUCGAAAUCCAAAAUACUCAAAAUCCUUCCAGAGAAAAAGAAAAAGAAAAAACCCCAUCCAUUCUCAUCUGUUUCUUUGUUGUUCUUUCGCUUCUUCCUCUAAUUCAUCCAGCCCAUAACCAUCUACAGGCUUAUGCCCCUCCUCUUGGUUACUUAUUACAUCCAGAUAACAAUACUGAGGAUUAUCAAUAUCGAAGGAAGAAAGUGAGGAUGCGCAAGUGGCUUUGUUGUUUUUGUCAAGUUGAAGAGACUAAUCAAUCAACUGAAAAUGAACACCUGAAAAACCCCAGUAAUUUCGGAGAUGGUCACCUAAGGGACUCAAAAGUGCCAGCUCUUGUAAAAGCUGAGGCACAGAAGGCAGCACUACCAAUUGAAGUGCCUACGCUCUCCCUGGAAGAACUGAAAGAAAAAACUGAUAAUUUCGGGUCCAAAGCGUUGAUUGGAGAAGGUUCUUAUGGUAGAGUUUAUUAUGCAACCUUGAAUAAUGGGAAAAAUGUGGCUGUAAAGAAGCUUGAUGUUUCUUCUGAGCCUGACAGUAACGUUGAGUUUUUGACUCAGGUUUCUACAGUAUCAAGAUUGAAACAUGAAAAUCUUGUUGAAUUGCUUGGGUAUUGUGUUGAAGGAAAUCUUCGUGUCUUGGCUUACGAAUAUGCAACCAUGGGAUCUUUGCAUGAUGUCUUACAUGGAAGGAAGGGAGUACAAGGAGCACAACCUGGUCCAGUGCUUGAUUGGAUGCAGCGGGUGAGAAUUGCAGUUGAUUCAGCCAAAGGGCUGGAGUACUUGCAUGAAAAGGUCCAACCUGCAAUUAUACACCGAGAUAUCAGGUCCAGCAAUGUGCUACUCUUCGAGGAUUUUAAAGCUAAGGUAGCUGAUUUUAACCUCUCCAACCAAGCCCCUGAUAUGGCCGCCCGUCUUCAUUCAACUCGAGUUUUGGGAACUUUCGGUUACCAUGCUCCAGAAUACGCAAUGACUGGACAGUUGACUCAAAAGAGUGAUGUAUAUAGCUUUGGUGUAGUUCUACUUGAGCUUUUGACUGGUAGGAAACCUGUCGAUCACACGAUGCCUCGCGGACAGCAAAGUUUAGUCACCUGGGCUACUCCAAGGCUAAGCGAGGACAAAGUAAAACAAUGUGUAGAUCCGAGACUUAAGGGAGAAUACCCUCCUAAAGGAGUUGCAAAGCUAGCAGCUGUGGCCGCAUUGUGCGUGCAGUAUGAAGCUGAGUUCCGACCAAAUAUGAGCAUCGUUGUGAAGGCCCUCCAACCUCUAUUGAAGCCCCCCGCACCUACAGGUCCCCCUGCACCAGAGUCUUGACGGCAAUGUGUACAUGGUUUCAUCACCCCUCCGAGUUUGAAUUCUUGCAAAUGCGUCAAAUAGUUUCUCUCUAAUAUGCAGCAACGAUAUUUGGUUGGUUAACUAUAUGCAUAUCCCUUUUAUUUCAUUGUAUAAAUGGUGAGUUUGGAUGCGGUAGCAUUGCGGUAUGGGGUUCCGAGUGUCUGGAUGUGUGAAGAAGUAUCUGUUUCUGAAUAAUAAUGAUGGAGUUUUCCCCCCAUUGACAUUUUAUUCUGCCUUCUCAAAACUGCAGAGUGCAGAUUUACCUGAGGCUAAUUAAGUCUUUUUAUUCUCUUA
Molecule: messenger RNA, 1772 nt
Organism: Cucumis melo (muskmelon)
Lineage: Eukaryota; Viridiplantae; Streptophyta; Magnoliopsida; Cucurbitales; Cucurbitaceae
Product: PTI1-like tyrosine-protein kinase 1
Exons: 8
Coding region: 357-1457 (366 amino acids)
Biological process (GO): protein phosphorylation
Molecular function (GO): ATP binding; protein tyrosine kinase activity
Source: RefSeq, a predicted model, not a curated record